AUGCAAUCUAGAAGAUCAAGAACCUCGAUUUCAAUCUCGCAACAGAGAAUGCUAUCGCAUUCCAUGUCUGGUUUGUCGCUCGAACAGCAAAAAAUGCUGUACUACGUGGGUGUAGACGUGGGAACAGGCUCUGCUAGAGCCUGUAUCAUCGACAGCAUGGGUAACAUCCUGUCUUUGGCCGAAAGACCUAUCCAGAGAGAACAACUAAAGCCCAAUUUCAUCACACAGUCGUCGCAGGAGAUCUGGCAGGCGGUGUGUCACUGUGUGAAAUCCGUGGUGCGGGACUCAGGAGUGCCCAGCGAGAAAAUCCACGGUAUAGGUUUCGAUGCCACCUGCUCGCUUGUGGUGGUGGAAGAACAGUCCAACAAAGAGGUGGCCGUAGGCCCGGAUUUCAGCAACACAGACCAGAACAUCAUCCUAUGGAUGGACCAUCGGGCCAUCCAAGAAACCGCAGAAAUCAAUGCCACGGGUGACAAAUGUCUCAAGUACGUUGGUGGCCAGAUGUCUGUGGAAAUGGAGAUCCCCAAGAUCAAAUGGCUCAAGAGCCAUCUUCCAGACAACAAAUUCGCAAAUUGCAAGUUUUUCGAUCUGGCAGACUACCUGACGUUCAAAGCGUCCGGCAAAGAAACCCGCAGUUUCUGCUCCACGGCCUGCAAACAGGGUUUGUUGCCCGUGGGCGUGGAGGGCUCCACUGAAGGCUGGUCCCGCGAUUUUUUCCACCAAAUCGGGCUCGAUGAGCUGGUGGAAGACGAUUUCCGCAGAAUCGGAGGCUCCGUCAAAAACGAUAACAAGGGCAAGAACUUCCUCAGUGCUGGUGAGUUCAUCGGAGCCAUCGACGAGUCUGUGGCCGAAGAACUGGGUCUUUCCAACCACUGUGUGGUCGGGUCCGGUGUGAUCGACGCCUACGCCGGUUGGGUCGGUACAGUCGCUGCCAGAACCGAUGUUUCACUUCCAGCGUUGGCCAAGAGCGAUCGCGAAAAAGUUGGCAUUGACCGUGCCACAGGCCGUCUCGCGGCCGUGGCAGGUACUUCUACGUGUCACAUAGCCAUGUCUCGCGACCCAGUCUUUGUUGACGGUGUGUGGGGUCCCUACAGAGACGUGAUGGCCAACAAAUUUUGGUGUGCCGAAGGUGGUCAAAGUUGCACAGGCGCUCUGCUGGCACAUGUCUUGACCACCCAUCCAGCCUACACGGAAUUGUCGCAAUUGGCCGACGCUGCUAGCGUCUCAAAAUUCGACUAUUUGAACUCCAGACUAGAAAGUUUGGCUCAUCAGAACAAGGCUCGUUCUGUGGUUCAUUUGGCAAGACAUUUGUUUUUCUACGGUGAUUACCACGGUAACAGAUCCCCAAUCGCCGAUGCCUCCAUGCGUGCGGCCAUCAUCGGUCAGUCCAUGGAUAACUCCAUUGACGAUUUGGCCCUAAUGUACUUGGGUGCUUGUGAGUUCAUUGCUCAACAGACGAGACAAAUUGUCGAAAAGAUGACCACUUCAGGCCACGACUUGUCCACGAUUUUCAUGUCUGGUGGCCAGUGCCGUAACGGUCUGUUGAUGAGAUUGCUGGCCGAUUGUACGGGGUUGCCAAUUGUUAUUCCAAGAUACAUCGAUGCUGCCGUAGUGUUUGGUUCGGCCCUUCUAGGUGCCGUGGCCAGCGAGAGUUUCGACAAGAGUGGUGCUCAAACGGCCAUAUCCGCAAGCCGUAAGUCAUCUAUUGCUGGCGAUCCAUCUCACCAUAACACCAAGAGCAGUCUAUCGAAAUUCGGGAACGUUGUUAACGACGAUUUGCCCUCCCCUUACACUGCUCCUUCUGCUACUGCCAGCACUUCUCAGAUCGCCACUGUUGGUUUCCCAUUCCCAUCCGCGGAUGAUCCUCAAGAGGACCAACUCGACGAAGAAGAGGAAAGUGGGUCUGAGUUGAACUUCAAGGCCCAAUCUAAAUGGAAGAAAGACAUGGAAGACCGUAUGAAGGGCAGAUCUUCGGACAACGGUGACACCAUGUGGAACGUCAUGUACACCAUGACCGGCAGCGGUAAGGUUGUUCAACCUUGUGCCGAUGACCACCCAGACCGUGUGCUGUUGAACACCAAGUACAAGAUUUUCCUCGACAUGGCCGACACCCAAAGAAAGUACAGAAAGAUGGUGGACGCUGUCGAGAAAUAA
Molecule: messenger RNA, 2154 nt
Organism: Lachancea sp. 'fantastica'
Lineage: Eukaryota; Fungi; Ascomycota; Saccharomycetes; Saccharomycetales; Saccharomycetaceae
Source: the annotation of a GenBank genome assembly